ACUAAGGAGCAGAAGAAGUGUAUCUUACAAAGGACGCCUUCAGGGAGUGGGGAAGUGGCCGGACAGACAGGCAAGGGGGGCGGAGGAAGCCAGAGAGGAGUGAUAAGACGGCCAGAGAAGCGGCGUGACAUCUGCCAUGCGAGCCGGCAGGGGGCAGAGCAAGCAGGAUGUCACGUGGAGUGAUCGCUACGGGAGCCGAGAGGGUUGCGUGCGGGUAGAGGGGGGUCUUUCCCACCGCCUGAAAGACUGCGUUACUCACAGGAGUCGCGGACUCUUCUUGCCCUGAGCUGGAGACGGGGGCUUCGCGGCCUGGGACUGCUGCCCUGGGGCGUCGGGAGGCCUGGCGCUGAGGCUGCUCCUCCGCCGGCGGGGAUACUCGGCCUUCCUCCGGCGGGACACAGCGGCGGCGGCGGCCGCAGCGGCCCGGCCCCGGUCCCGACCUCCCCUCAGCACGCGGCUGCUAGUGGUCCCCCCAGGGGCCGCCGCCGCCGCUUCAGGGGGCUGUUGUUGGGGCUUCUCCGGAGCCGCCUUGGCCGCCGCCGCCUCUCCCCCUUCCUGGUCCUGCUGCUCCGGGGGUCUCGGCUCUUCCGUCUCCCCCGGCAUCGGGACUCGUCCGCCCCCCACCCCCUAGUCCCAGGCGGCGGAGGCGGAGGCGGCGGCGGCCGCGGCGCUGCUCCCCCCGCCCCCCGGAGCGACCGGCUCACUCUCACUCGGCGCUCCUCGUUCCCCCCUCCCCUCCGCCCGGCUCCGAGGGCGCCCCCCCCACCCCCUGCCACUCAAGGCCUUCUACCGCAGGCGGCGCGCGCGCGCCCGCCACAGACGCUCAGCGGACCAAUCGGAGAGAAGGAACGGCUUCUUCGCCCCGCCCCCCACGGUCUCUCACGCAGCGGCGUACCGGUUCCCUCCCCCACCCCUCCCUUCAACCAAUCAGGAAACGGCUCCAAGGGAGCGCGCGAGGUUUUCUUCCCCGCGCACCCGUUCUCACCGUUAAACGGCUACGUCUCGCGACAAUGCCAAAGUGACCUUUCUCCCCCACCUCCGGAGCUCAACGCGCGCUAAGGGCAGUGGGAGGGGCAGGUCUCGCGAGGAGGUUGGUGGGAAAAAAACGCACCUCUUUCCCCGCCUCGCGCGCACCCUGGAAUGGCUGCGCGCGCACCUGCCUCCCUAAGGAGCUGCUAAUGCCACAAGGGCUCUUUCUAGCCUUCUUCCUUAAGCCGCGGAAGUAGCCUCGGCGUUUUUCUGCCCCCACCCCGAUCCCACUUUCCUGUCUGUAGCCUUUCUGUCCCCAGCGCCGCCAGGUCUUGCGGGGAGAAGGGGGAAAUUUUUUUGAGCUGUCGCUUCUCCUUUAAGAAAAAAAGCCCCGUCGGCUGCCGGAUGAAAGUCUCUGAAAAAAUGGCGGCGGUAGGACAGAGGCGGGGUCGUGAGGGCAAGGAGGACCCGCCUUUUGGCGCAUGAGCAUGGUUAACUUGCCCAGGGGCAUCCUGGGAAAUGAAGUUCAGCUUAUCCUACGCCUUAGGAAAAAAGAUACGAAGCCAGAGGCGGAGAGGAUGCUGGGAGUGUUUGACUAAUGCGCGAUGGGAAAGAUGCCUUGUUGGAGGAACUGGAAUACUCCACCCUCCAGGAGAGUGAUGAAUACUCCAACACAGCUUCUCUUCCCCUGGACCAGCAUUCCAGAAAGGAGAGCAACCAUGCUGAGACCUCAAAUGCCCCUUCCAUUCCGGAUGACUCAAGUCCCUUUCCGGUGCAGCUCGUGUAUACUACCAAAAUCCAGGAGCCCCAUGUCCACAGUGAGGUCCAAGAGCCAAAGGAAUCACUGCCACCUCCUAAAACCUCAGCAGCUGUGCAGUUGGAGGAGCUGAUGGCCCACCUGUGUGAAAUGCAGACCCAGGUUACAGUGAAAGCAGAUACCAGCAAGAAGCACUUACCAGACAAGCAGGAUCACAAGGCCUCCCUGGACUCGAUGCUGGGGGGUUUGGAGCAGGAACUGCAGGACCUUGGAAUUGCGACAGUGCCCAAGGGCCAUUGUGUUUCCUGCUGGAAACCGAUUGCUGGAAAGGUGAUCCAUGCUCUAGGGCAAGCGUGGCAUCCGGAGCACUUCGUCUGCGCUCACUGCAAAAGAGAGAUAGGCUCCAGUCCCUUCUUUGAGCGGAGUGGCUUGGCCUACUGCCCCAAGGACUACCACCACCUCUUCUCUCCGCGCUGUGCUUACUGUGGAGCGCCCAUCCUGGAUAAAGUGCUGACGGCCAUGAACCAAACCUGGCACCCAGAGCACUUCUUCUGCGCUCACUGUGGAGAGGUGUUUGGUGAAGAAGGCUUUCAUGAGAAGGACAAGAAGCCGUAUUGCCGGAAGGAUUUCUUAGCCAUGUUCUCACCCAAGUGUGGCGGCUGCAACCGCCCAGUGUUGGAAAACUACCUUUCAGCCAUGGACACUGUCUGGCACCCAGAGUGCUUUGUCUGUGGGGACUGCUUUAGCAGUUUUUCUACUGGCUCCUUCUUUGAACUGGAUGGACGUCCCUUCUGUGAACUCCACUACCAUCACCGCCGAGGAACCCUUUGCCACGGAUGUGGGCAGCCCAUCACUGGUCGCUGCAUCAGUGCCAUGGGCUACAAAUUCCAUCCUGAGCACUUUGUAUGUGCUUUCUGCCUGACGCAGCUGUCGAAGGGAAUCUUCAGAGAGCAGAAUGACAAGACCUACUGUCAACCCUGCUUCAAUAAGCUCUUCCCACUGUAAUCUCAGCUAAACCCACACCCUCUUCUGAUUUGCUAUAAAAUUUAAACCAAGAGAGGAGAGAGUACAUUUGUAGUUACUGACCUUCUGCUCCAUAGGCUUACAGAGAAAGCAAAGGUGAUGAAAAAAUAAGGGAACGUCUAGAUGUUACAUGACUAGGCUUGUGGUAUUAAGUUUUGAUUUCAAGUCUUACUUUUUUUUUUUAUCAGGUACUUGAAUUUAGAUCUGGGAGCUGCUGUCUAGUGCCUCGGCAGAUGUAUUUUCCACAUGCACACAUUCAUUCCACACUGGUUUACUCACAUUUCUCCAUUUUCACCCCUAUGAUGACUCUACUCAGAUAUUCUCUUUUCUGGCCCUCAUAACUGGGUCUUUUAAGCUACCCGCAUUUCCAUGUGACUCACUUUCUCACAAUCACUGCUGCAGACUUUAUUUUGCUGUUAGGAAUCAUGAUAUCACUCUUAAGCUCCUUGCAUUUCCCUUCAGUGUAUUUCUUUUUCAAGAGAAAGUAGAUUUUUAACUGGACAACUUUGA
This is a messenger RNA of Balaenoptera ricei (Rice's whale), 3259 nucleotides long. RefSeq names its product leupaxin (gene LPXN). Lineage: Eukaryota; Metazoa; Chordata; Mammalia; Artiodactyla; Balaenopteridae. The transcript is spliced from 9 exons. The record is from RefSeq and is a predicted model, not a curated record. Gene Ontology annotation, biological process: transforming growth factor beta receptor signaling pathway; substrate adhesion-dependent cell spreading; negative regulation of B cell receptor signaling pathway. The coding region runs from base 1568 to 2731 and encodes 387 amino acids.